Penicillium mononematosum is the source of this 1464-nucleotide messenger RNA. RefSeq names its product sugar porter family MFS transporter. Bases 1 to 1464 code for a protein of 487 amino acids. The record is from RefSeq and is a predicted model, not a curated record. Gene Ontology annotation, cellular component: membrane. NCBI's taxonomy places the organism in Eukaryota, Fungi, Ascomycota, Eurotiomycetes, Eurotiales, Aspergillaceae. Gene Ontology annotation, biological process: transmembrane transport; carbohydrate transport. Gene Ontology annotation, molecular function: carbohydrate:proton symporter activity. The transcript is spliced from 7 exons.
AUGCGUCUCUCGCCAUCAUGGUACCAGUUCCUGGUCGGCAUCUUUGCCUCCCUUGGUUCAUUCCUUUAUGGAUAUGAUCUGGGUGUCAUCGCCGCGGUGCUGGUCUCUCAAUCUUUCAAAGCCAAGUUUGAAGCAAAUGAUACCGAAACAGGAGUAAUUGUGUCUCUAUUCACCGCUGGCGCAUGCGUCGGUGCCGGCUUUGCGGGUCCCAGUGGUGAUUAUCUGGGUAGACGAGGGACCAUAUCGUUGGGAUGUCUCAUCUUCACUCUCGGAGGUUGCCUUCAAACCGCUGCGAAAACGAUUGAAUACCUCUACAGUGGACGAUUCAUCGCCGGGUUAGGGGUCGGUUUCCUUACCAUGAUGAUCCCCCUGUACCAAGCCGAGAUCUGUCACCCCAAGAUCCGUGGUCGAGUUACGGCCUUGCAGCAAUUCAUGCUGGGUAUUGGAGCGCUUGUUGCUGGAUGGGUUGGCUACGGGACCUACACCAACUUGGCACCGACUAACGAUGCACAAUGGCAACUGCCUCUCGGUUUGCAGAUUGCCCCUGCUUCGCCUCGCUGGCUCAUCGAUCACAACCGCGCCGAAGACGGAUUGCGCACAUUGGCCAAGCUGCAUGCGCAUGGCGACGAAAACGAUGCUUGGGUACAGGCAGAAUUCACUCAGAUUCAAGAGACCAUCACAUACGAGCAUGAGCACGAGGCGAAGUCAUAUUCCGAGCUGUUCACCAAUCGCUCCUCCUUCCGUCGCCUGUUCCUUUGCUGUGCAUUGCAAGCCUCGGGCCAGAUGACCGGUGUAUCCGCCAUUCAAUACUACUCACCUCAGAUUUAUAGUCAAAUCGGUAUCUCCAACGGAGAUACGUUGAAGUACCAGGCAAUCAACUCCAUCAUUGCAUUGGUUGCGCAAGUACUGUGCAUGAUAUAUAUUGAUCGCUUCGGUCGUCGAUGGACUCUGAUCGGUGGUAACCUUGGCAACAUGGUAACUUUCAUCGUUGCAACCAUCCUGCUUGCCAAGUUCCCUCCAUCAACCAACAACAACGGUGCUCACUGGGGUUUCAUUAUUAUGACUUGGCUGUACAACUUCUCUUUCUCCUCAACCUGUGGUCCUCUAUCCUGGAUUAUUCCAGCCGAAGUGUUCGAUACUCGCACACGUGCCAAGGGUGUCUCGAUUGCCACUAUGAUGUCGUUCGCUUUCAACACCAUGAUCGGCCAGGUCACGCCCAUUGCGAUGACGAAUAUUGGAUACCGCUUCUACUAUUUGUUCGUCAUCUGCAACUUCACCAAUGCGAUCUUCUUUUGGCUCUUGCUUCCAGAGACAAAGCGCGUGCCCCUCGAGGAAAUGAACCAAAUGUUCACAAAUGCUCCGUGGAUUGUGCCUGGAACUCGCAAGGAAGACUACAUGUCUCAUGACCUGGAGCGGAAGGUCGAGGAGCAGGAAGUGAAGCAAAGCGCCCUGCAUGUUGAGUAG